Phaedon cochleariae (mustard beetle) is the source of this 1431-nucleotide messenger RNA. The record is from the annotation of a GenBank genome assembly. Lineage: Eukaryota; Metazoa; Arthropoda; Insecta; Coleoptera; Chrysomelidae.
AUGAGCUGGCAACAGGACCUGACCCCUCUUGAUCACGAUUCCUCUGGCAGGCCUCUCUAUUUCUCCGAUGCAGACAUGGGUGACUCCUCCCUGGAGGAAGGAAUGACCACCAACCUGACUCUGGAACAGUGCAAAGAACAGUACAAGGGUCGGACAGAGUUCCUCGCGAGUACUCAUCAUCAAGACGGCUUCUGUAAGGCGACCUUUGAUCAGGUUAUCUGCUGGCCUCCAACGCCGCUGAACGAGACUGUGGUGGUGAAGUGCUUUUCCGAACUGUUCCAUGUCAAGUACGAUGAUACACAAAAUGCGACUAGACAGUGUCUGCCGAAUGCGACAUGGACCAAACCGGACUUCUCGAGGUGCAAAGAAAUCGUUUCAAUGUCUGACGACGUGGAAAUCCACAAGGCAAUUUACUUCGCAGGAUAUACCUUGAGCCUUCUGACUCUACUUGUAGCAAUAGGAAUCUUCACACAUUUCAAAGAAUUACGAUGUUUACGAAAUACAAUACAUAUGAACCUAAUGUGGUCCUAUAUGCUAACGUACUGCAUGUGGAUUCUGACAUUAAUAUUGGUCAAGUUUGGGUACAACUUAUCAAUUUUGUGUGUCUUCGAUGUGAUGCUUCUGUAUUAUUUCCACAAUACCACAUUUUUUUGGAUGUUUGUCGAGGGUCUCUACCUUUAUAUACUCGUUGUAAGGACCCUAACUAGAGAAAACUUCAAGCUGAGGGUCUACGUAUGCAUAGGAUGGGGACUGCCUUUGAUCUUCCUGAUCAUUUGGGGAGUGGUGAAAAGCUUCGUCCCGGUCGGUAGCGAAUCAGGAAGUUCAUUUUUCUUACAGUGUCGAUGGUUCUCCUACCAUGACAUCGAUUGGAUCUUCCAGGUCCCCACGCUCGUAGUCCUCCUACUCAACUUCAUCUUCCUCAUCAGCAUCAUGUGGGUGUUGAUUACCAAACUGAGGUCGGCUAACACUUUGGAAACACAACAGUACCACAAGGCUGCCAAGGCUCUACUUGUACUUAUGCCCCUCUUGGGGAUACAGUAUGUCAUCAUGGUUUAUGCGCCCAAGUACAAGAAGUCUUCAAUCGAUGUUUUCGAAUUAGCAAGAGCUAUUCUCAUAUCUACGCAGGGAUUCACAGUGGCGUUGUUCUAUUGUUUCCUGAACACCGAGGUACAAAACGCCGUCCGACACCAUUUCAACAACUGGAAGACGAGAAGAUCUUUGGGUCCCAGUAGGCUGAGAGCAGGCAGCAGAAGCAGAGAUUGGUCGCCACGGUCUAGGACUGAAAGCAUACGUAGGACUACGGAAUGGACCCUUGUGAAUACCGAAGAUGUGGAGCCAAACACACAGAACGAAAAAGGUUAUACAGUCAACCAACGAAUUUGUACCACAAAAGAGAAUCCUGCACCUCCGACAUCACCACCACAACAGUGA